CGAGGACAAAGGAGCCCGGCGCGGCGGGCUCGUCCAUCGCGCCCGCUGCCGGACAACCUCGGACAGCCGGCAGCGCGCGUCGUCCUUUGUGCUCGUCUGCGGCUCACUCUACGCUCGCAAGCCCUAGCAUCUAGGACAAGGGCUCGGCGCAGUGUGCCGCUGCUUCCUUGUCCUGCCCCGGCCCGCGCGACACAUAUAAAGACGGGCGCCGUCGUGGAGCAGGCGACGGCAUCGCCUCUUUCUCGCCUCGACCUACACGCCCUGCACGCACCCACGCUCUCUUCUGCAAGACACGCACCUUGCGCAUUCUCGCUCGCCCCGGAGGCUGGCUCGCACCAUGGUCGCACCCUCGGCACUCCGCUUCGUCGGCCUCAACUUCCUGCGCCUCGUCUCCGUCAGCAGCCUCAUUCUCGUCUUCGCGGCCGUGAUCGACAUCAUGGUGCUCGAUGCGCGCGCCAUCAAGGCGCUCAGCGCCGACGAGAGGACGCAGGCGCUCGAGGAGUGCGACUACUUUGGCGACACGAGCGUGCCGACGCACGUCUGGGGCCUCUUCUGGGUGCAGCUGCAGCGCUUCUUUCUGCUGCUGCUGCUCAUUGCCUGCUUCUGCUCCGAGAUCAACUGGGGCGGCCUUGCCGAGCGCUUCUUCAGCUACAACGUUCCCAUCCUCGGCAGCGGCUUCUCGACUGCGCCUCUCGGACUUGUGCAGAUGAUGAUCGGUGCCUCGCUGCUCUCCACGUAUCUCUGGCUCUUCCCGCUCGUCUCUGCCUGGCUCCUCUUCUUCUGCGGCUUCUUCAACGUCGUGUCCGGCAUGAUCUUCCGCGCUCCCGGCCGCGACAUGCGCUCCAUCCUCGCAAGCCGGCGCAAGCGGGUCGCUGCGCCCAAGCCUCGAACGACGCCGCCUGCGAUGAGCAGUCUGGCGAACCUCGGCGCCUCGGCCGUCGACAAGCUGCGCCGCAAGCCGGUCACACCCCGCAAGGCAUCCGCUGCCGCGCCGCCGGUGACGACGCGCGAGCUCAACUCGUUUCCCUCGCUCGAGACCGUCUCGCACGCCGAGCUGCUGCGCCAGCGUGCGCGUGAGGCCAAUCUGCGUGCCGAGCGCGAGGAGGAGGCGCGCGAGCGCCGCGUGCGCGAGCUGCGCGAGCUCAUGGCCCUCGACGACGCCCAGGAGGCGGCGGCGGACAAGGACCUGGAGCGCGGCCUCAGCGAUGCGUCCGAGUGGAACGAGGCGCACGGCCUGCCCUUCCCACGCACCGCCGAGAUGGCGCGGCAGCAACAGGCCGAGCUGGCGCAGCGCCAGCAGCCGAGCACAUCGGCAAGCAAGCCGGCCGCGCCCACGCAGGGUGCCGCCGCCGACGCCGGCACCGUGGCGCGCGCCCAGGCCGGCGCCAAUGCCGAUCUUGAGCCGUGGCGGCGCAGCACGCACAGCGCCAGCUCCAAGAAGCGCCGUGCUGCCGCAGGUGGCCUCAGCGGCGCGCGCGAGAUCGCUGCCCGAGGCACCGCAGCGGUGCGCCGCCGCAGCCUCGUCCUCUCGCGUCACCUUCGCGAGCUGCGUCUCGGCGCCGCUCCCAAGGCCCGCAAGAACGCCGCGCCGCCGCUGCCCAAGGCUCCACACAUGCGCGUCGCACCCUCGCCCGGCGCCGCCUCGGCCUUCUCGGCGCAGUCGCACUACGCCUCGGCGGACGUAGCGAACCCGGACGACGACGACGACGAUGACGACCAGCUGAUCUUCGUCGGCGCGCCGCCGCUGCCAGCAUACGUGCCCGGCGGCACGCGCAUCGUGCGUGCCGACAUCGAGCACACGCGCGACGACGCCCCGGUGCUGCCCGUCGCCAAGCAGUGGGCAUCCGAGUGGGCCUCGGCGCCGGCACUGCCGUCCGAGCGUGCCCAGCACAGCGUCACGCGCAAGGCCGUGCCCCGCCGGCAUAUUCCCUCCUCCGGCCCACCGAUCUAGGCACUCGCCGCUCGACGCUUGCAUACCCACGCCUCGCUCCACGCCUCUCUGCCUCACGAUACCCCGUAGACAAUGAAUGCGCCUUGUUGAGAAGCGUGUGCUGGUGAUACAUGCAGGAUGAGUGAUGACGGGAAGAAUCGCGGAACGAUGAUAAAGGAACGAUGAGAGAGAGACGUGGCCACGACGGGGAAUAUGGCGCAACUAGGUCAGGCGCACGGGACAUCCGUCUGGUGUUGAAAAGACGGGGCCGCUCGCGCGCGGACACACGGCGUUGCAGGCGGGGGCGGCGGCGACGCGCU
Messenger RNA from Tilletiopsis washingtonensis, 2250 nucleotides. RefSeq lists its product as hypothetical. The coding region runs from base 338 to 1951 and encodes 537 amino acids. The transcript has 3 exons. The record is from RefSeq and is a predicted model, not a curated record. NCBI's taxonomy places the organism in Eukaryota, Fungi, Basidiomycota, Exobasidiomycetes, Entylomatales.